Molecule: messenger RNA, 493 nt
Organism: Uranotaenia lowii
Lineage: Eukaryota; Metazoa; Arthropoda; Insecta; Diptera; Culicidae
Product: general transcription and DNA repair factor IIH helicase subunit XPD-like
Exons: 2
Coding region: 167-421 (84 amino acids)
Source: RefSeq, a predicted model, not a curated record
AGGGACCGACCCGCUUAUCCGUACUACGAGGGCAAGGAAAGCACUCUGCAUCGGGAGUAUACUUGAUCGAUGAUCUGAGAGGUUUCGUCCGGGAAGGGAAUUUAAACAACUUCCUAAAAUUUCGAUCAAUCAAGCGCAAGUGGUCGUUUACAGCUACUACUAUUUGAUGGAUCCCACAAUGGCGGAAGCCGUUUCCAAAGAGGUGGCUCGGGAAUCAGUCGUCGUUUGCGAUAAUAUCGACAACGUUUGUGUGGAUUCUAUGAUUGUUAACUGGAUAAACCGGAAGCUUCUUGAGAAGAGUACCUGCGGGUUGCAUACUCUUGAGGAAUAUGCAGCUGUGAUGAAGUAUGACGAUAGAAAAAGAUUGAACGAUGAAUACGUUGGACUAGUUCAGGUUCUUAAAGAUGAAUUAAUGCAUUAAAUCCCGGCUGCGGGUUCUGCAGGAAUACCCAGCUGGUUUUCUUAAAGACAUUCAAUAAAAAGUUUGCAUCGA